This is a messenger RNA of Antechinus flavipes (yellow-footed antechinus), 11907 nucleotides long. RefSeq names its product LEM domain containing 3 (gene LEMD3). Gene Ontology annotation, cellular component: nuclear inner membrane. Gene Ontology annotation, molecular function: chromatin DNA binding. The transcript is spliced from 13 exons. The record is from RefSeq and is a predicted model, not a curated record. The coding region runs from base 7067 to 9880 and encodes 937 amino acids. NCBI's taxonomy places the organism in Eukaryota, Metazoa, Chordata, Mammalia, Dasyuromorphia, Dasyuridae. Gene Ontology annotation, biological process: negative regulation of BMP signaling pathway; nuclear envelope organization.
UGACAAAUAUAUUUUCCACGUUUUUGUGGUCCUUCACUAAUUUCAUCUUUGAACAUCCUUGGGAUGACUUGAUUUAAUAGUAUUAUUCCCAUCUUUUUGCAAAAUUGUUUUUCCCCACUACUUUUCACUAUUUUGUAAUGUCUUUUCUCUUCUGUCACUCAUCUAUGUAUAUUACACACAUUUAUGUUUUAAAUUGGUGCUGACCCGUAUGUGAUUACCCAUUCUCUGCUAAAUUUUUUUUUUUUUUUUGCUUUUUUUUAGCAAUGGGACUAUCUUUACUUCAUAAUGAAACCCAUUCCAUUUUGGGGGCCACUCUACUUAUUUAAAAAGUUGUUCUUCAUCAUGAGCCCAAACUUUCUCUAAUUUCUAAUCAUGGGUCCUUUUGCCCUUUAGAGUAACAAAGAGUAUGUCUAAUUUAUCUUCUGCAUAAUAAUCCCUUUUUAAAAUUCAAAAAUAGCUAAAAUGCCUUUUUCCAUAAUAAUCUUUAGUUCUUUCAACCUUCCUUAUCCCAUCUGAUUUCCUUUGAAUUCUAACUAAAAUUCCAUCUUCUACAGAAACCUUUCCUAUUCCCUCUCAAUUUUAAUGCUUUCCCUCUUUUAAUUACUUAUUUAUCCUACGUAUAACUUGUUUGUAUAUUUUUGUCUCUUCCAUUAGAUUGUGAGCUCCUAGGAAUCGUCUUUUGCCUCUUUUUUGUAUCCCCAGUAUUUAGUGAUUGACACAUAAUAGGUAUUUAAAAAAUGUUUAUUGACUGGCCAUAUAGAUUUCCUUCCUCUGCGAAUACUCCCAAAUUAAUAUCUGUAAAAUCUAGCCCUCAGAAAGGAACACAGUGCUUGAGAAGUAGUUUGAUCAAUUCAGAGUAUAAAUUUUGUUUUGAACAUUGUAUUUCCAUUAAUAUAGCCUACACUUACAUUAGCUUUGGGGGCUGACAGGUAACCCUUUUGGCUGACAAUGAUUUGCAGACAGCUGAAGAAGUAGGUUUCCUCCAUUCUACAUUAACACAAUUGAAUUGAAAUACACACAUACAUAUACACAUAUAUAUUUUAUUUGUUUCAUAAUUUUCCAGUUCCAUAUAAAAAAAUUAACACUCAUAAAAAAAAAUUAGCUCCAAAUUCUUCCCUUCCCUUCCAUUUCUUCCCUACCCACUGAGAAAGCAAGCAAUAUAUUAAUUACACAUGUAAAGUCAUGCAUACAAAAUACCUUUCCAUAUUAGCCAAGUUGCAAAAGAAAACACACACACAGAGAAAAAUAAAGUACAAAAAAUACAUUUCACUUGUGCAAUUGAUUUUUAAAAUCUAAUUGAAAGACAAAAUUUUUGUUCAUUCUCUACUUAUUAAUUUGCCCACUUUGUGAAACUCACUGUGUCUGAUACUGGGCAAAAAUGAGUAAGAUAUGCAUGCAAAUACCUGCAUAUAUCCUGAAGUUGUGGGCAGCGACCUUUAUGUUUUUCUAAAAGCAAGCUGUAUAGAGUUGGCAGCAGGCAGAGUCCUUCCCCUGCCCCACAAGUUCCCUGGAGUAAGUCCUCAUAUGGAAUUAUCUAAAGAGGUAAUGGUUGAAGUAGGCAUGGAUAAGAUCACUAAAGUGGGGCAAGAAGAGAGUCUUAGUGGAUGAUGACAUUAUAGCUUUAGGAAGAAAUGCGAAUAGAGAAGCAAGGAAAGGUAGGCCAAAAAGACAGUACUAGAGAGGGCAGAUUCACAUAAGCCAACGGUAUGAAACAGCCUUAUGUGUUUCAGAAUAGUCAUGCAGAACGAGGACAUAGAAGAGGCCAUUGUUUGGCAAUUAAUUUUUAAUUACAGAUCUUUGGGUGAGUAAUUUCUAUAGCAUGGUAAGAACCAAAGCCACAUUACAUUAAGUUGAAGAGUGAGUAGGUGGUUAGAGGUGGAGGCAGGGAAAGUAGACUACUUUUUCCAGAAGUCUGGCAUUGAGGGGGAACUGUAGUUCUUGGAGUGGAUAAAAGCAAAAAAGAAGUUAAUCGUGCUUGCCUUAAUGUUAAUAAUAUGCUAACAGGGAUGAUAACAAGGUGUUAAAGUAACUGUAAAAAUUCAGGCCAUGCCAGAUGAUUCCUUUAUGAGGUACAAAUAAGUACCUGAGUGAAUCAGAAGGGAGCAACCAUGCUAGAGAAGCCACACCUCAGGGUGACUCUUUAAAAAAAACACAGUCCAGUUAGUUUAAGGCACCCCAGGCUUUCUGAUAGCUGCAGUGGAUAGAAUUCUGGGCUUGGAGUCAUAAAGAUUUGAGUUUAAAUCCAGUUUCAGAUAUUUACUAGCUGUGUGAACCAUGGCUGAGUGCCUCAGUUUUCUCAACUGUAAAAUGAGGAUAAUAUUUAUCUUAUAGGAUUGUUGAAGAUUAAGUGAGAUAAUAUUUGUAAAGUGCUUAGCAUGGUACCUCACACAUACUUAAUAAAUAUUUGUUCUCUUCCUUUUUUUGUUCUCAAUAGCAAGAUUACUUAGGCAGAUGAGACAGAAGGAAUAUCAGGAAAGAAGCAGUGUUACUGAUCCAUAAGGAAUACAUAUAGCUAAGAAUACUUAUCCAGCUCAGGGUGGACUGACUGCCCACUCUUUCCUUCUGCUACUAAGAGACCUUACUGGAAGAUCCUCUGAGCCCCUGCAGCACCUUACAUUUUCCAAAGAAUCCCUGAACCAUUCAGGGCAAUCCAAAUAGAUGUCUGCAUUCACUCUCUCUUUAGGACAAGUAGGUUAACUCUAACCAUAACUCCACCCAAAGAUGGCAAACCUGUAUUUCCCUUUUCCCUUGGGUUCUCUAAUGGAAGCUUUUCCAUAGGAAAAUCUGUUUGUCUUUCUAUAUUUUAAAUAUUUUAAGAAGAGAGGAAAAAAAAUUAGCUUUGCUCUCCUUGGACUGGUGGCACCUAGCCAUAAACACAAGAGAGGUACAGAUCCUUAUAUAUAAUUUCCUAGAACAGGUAUGUAAUGUUUAUAUUGAGAAAUCCAUCUAUACCAGGUGAAUAGUAGGAUAAAGGGGUUAAAUAGAAGUGGUUGAAUAAUCUUAACUCAACCCUAGUAUAAUUAUUUCUAUGCUUUGUUUUUCUUCUAGCGCUGAAUAAAUCUUAAAGUAUUUUUCUUCAGUUUAUAUUUUUAUAAAUCUCAGCUCAUUUGAGGCUUUUAGCCUUCUAGAGAGGAAUCUUUAUUUUAUUAUUAUUUUUUUAAUGUGUGUAUCCUUAUUUUUCUAACUAAUUUCUGAGGAAGCAAAAGUGACAGGACAUCCUGAGGAAGCAAGGGUAAGAUUCAAUUCCACAAUAAUUCGGUGAAAAUUGUCUAUCUUCUAAGGUAUACUCUUUUUCAGAACUUAGAAGGGGUGCUGGGCCGAGACUUAUCUGAAACUACCCUCCUGCAUACACAUAGUAUAAUUUUUGUCUUUUAGUUCAAAAGCAAUUUACCAAACAGCUUCAUGCUCAGUUUAACUCUGACAAUGGUGGAAUAUUUGAAUUCAGGCCUUCUUGGCUGGGUCUCUAUGCGACUAGUAUAGUAAAAUUGAACCACAUUUUUGUAAUGUAGAAAUGAUUUUAUUGGUUAACUAAAACUUACUAUUUAGUGUCCCAUCCUUACAUACUCCAGAUAGGUAAAUCCAAGUACCAGAAAAGAGAAGCAGCCAAUAAUAAAAAAGAUAGGGAUAAGUUGUGGGCACUGAUUGAAGCCCCCACCUCCUCUGCUUUUGGACUGCUGAAGAAGUUUCUCUAUAUUAAUGAAAUCACAGGUCCCAUCCCUCUCCCAUUAGAGGUUUACAAAAUGCUAUGUGAUAUUGGCCAGGCAAGUAUUAUACUCCCCAUUUUGUUAUGGUUCAAUUGUGCUUGGCUUUUCAUGAUUCUAUUGGGGUUCUCUUGGAAAAGAUACCCUAGUGCUUUGCCAUUUUCUUCUCCAGCUCAUCUUACAAAUGAUAAAACAAAAUCAAAUGGAGAUAAAUGACUUGCCGGGAGUCAAACAGUUAGUGACACAAGAAGAUGAGUCUUUCUGACUCGUGUCUUUCUGAUUCCAAGCCUUGUGCUCUACCUACUGUGCCAUCUAACUGCUCAAAAUUCCCCAUAAAGAAACUGAGGCUAAGUGAUUAAGUGGAUUAUUUAAGCUUAUUAUCAGAGCUGAGCUCAGGAAUAGUUUAUCUAAUUAUUAUCAAUGAAUUAAAAUUACAACUUACCCACUUUACAUGUAUGAAUGUAUAAUACUCUUCUAGUUGAUUUCUUUUAGAUUAUUGUAGCUUACUAUUUUUCUUUAUGUUUCUAUGUUAUUUUAAUAGCAAAUGUAUUCUAUUAUAUUGAUAUGCCACAACUUGUUUGGCCAUUUCCCAAAAUGGUACAUAAAGAUUAUUUCAGAUUUUUCACCAAUAAAUAUCUUUGUAAAUAUAGAGUUUCAAAAGUUUUAGGGCAAUUUUAAGCUUUAGGACUUUUUUUUUUUUUUUUUUAAGCUAUCUUUGAGCACUGGAGAGUUAGAAAGGACUUGCGGGUCAACAACUGAUGUUCAAGAAUUUUCCUCACAACAAACACAAUUAACCUGGUCAUUCAUCAUCUUUUUCUUGAAGAUCUCCAGGGAGGGAAAACUUAUGUUCUUUCCAAGACAAAUCAUUUUAUUUUUGGAUAACUCUAAUAAUUACUUAGUUUUUUCUCAAAUUGAGACUAAAGUUUGAAAAGAAUGAGAAUAUACCAAAGACAUUUUUUUUGCGAUGAGGACCAAAUGAAUUCAGGAAUUUGAAAGUAUCUCAGUAGUCUUCACUAGCCUUUGUAAUAUGUAAGGAAAGGUAAUAAUACAAUAAUAAUAAUGGUAGCCAACAUUUAUAUAUUGCUUACUCUUUGCCAAGCCCUGUGCUAAAUGCUUUAUAACAGGCUCAAAUAGAGAGUAUAUUUUGCUUUCUUCAGUCCUUAUUUAUGUAUGCUAGACAAAUGCUAGUACUUUUUUCAUUGCACUCAUCUUCAUCUCCCUGUUGGAUGACUGCUGUUCAGGAAUGCUGAAAUAAGGCAUAGCUGGAUAAGAUGGCUAUUUGGGUCUCUUCCAACUCUGAAAUUAUGUGAUUCCAUUACAAGUUAAAGAAUUUGCAGUCAUCUAGCCAUGACAGCACUAAAACAUCUAUAUGCCUCAUAUAUGAAUGUGUAUAUAGAGUAUGUGUAAAUGUGUAUAUACACACACAGGUGUAAUUUCCAGUAGGUUUUUAGUCUGUCUUUCCCUGGCCCUUUAUGGAAUAUAAUUUUUACUACAUUGUAGUCCGAAAAGGAAGCAUUUACUAUUUCUGCCUUUUUGCAUUUGAUUGUGAGGUUUUUAAUGCCCUAAUACAUUGUCAAUUUUUGGGUAAGUGUGUAAUAUGCAACUUGUACUGCCGAGAAAAAGAUGUAUUCCUUUCUGUCCCUAUUCAAUUUUCUCCAUAGGUUUAUCAUAUCUAGGUUUUCUAGGAUCCUAUUAACCUCCCUAGUUUCUUUCUUGUUUAUUUUGUGGUUAGAUUAGAUUUGUCUAAUUCUGAAAGGGAAAGGUUCAAGUCCCCCACUAGAAUAGUUUUGCUACUUAUUUCUUCUACACAGAUAUAUAUGUAAAUGUGUGCAUGUGUAUGUACGUAUAUAUCCACAUGUGACACACACAUAAUAUAUUCCUCCCCACUCAAGACAUGGGAUAGAUACUAUGUAGGCAAAGCAAGUUUGUAACCAUUUUCCCCUCAACAUACAAAACCAAUACAUUUCUAGUCCCAAAGUCUCAGACUUAAAUCUGUAGGGAUAGGAAAUGGUAUUCAAUUUAAAGAUUUUCCCCAAGAAAAUAUUCUUUGGCAGAAGCCUAUUGCUAAGUAUUCUUUUGUAGUAUUCAGGGGACUGAUAAAAGUAUCUAUGGUUUUCAGGGCAAAUUUUCAGAUUGUACACAUAGUGGAACAACUGUUUGCCAUUUUUAGAAUGUGCCUUGAACGCCAGGACUUUGGGGGAUAAAUGAUAUGACCUAGGGUUCAAGGUUUCUCUACUAGAAAUUCUUCACUCAUAAUAUUCAACCCUGUAUACCUGCUCCUAGAGAAGUAAAUGACCAAAAAUAGUUUUGCAGUCUCUUCUAGAUAAUCCUCAUUGAGUAGGAUUCUCAAAACCAGACUUUUAAUUCUCUUGCUUUUCAGAAACAAAUAAAGCUGGGCAUCAUAGACUCAAAGUGAUCCAUAUGUCAAAAAUGGGAGAGUAGGGGUGAGGGAGAUAAAAUAUCAGCUCCUUACACUAUAUUAGGGGCCUGGCAGCCUUGACCUUAGAGAAGUCGGUUAGCGCUGGACUCCUCCAGCUGUCCAGAAACCCACCAGUCUUCCUCCUUUUCUUCCUUCUCUUUGCCUUUCCCUUUCUUCUUUCUACCUUUCUCCUUCUUCUUCCUCUUCCCUUUCCUUCUACCCCUUCCUCCUUUUUUCCCCUUCCCUUUUCUUUAUCCUCCUCCCUCCAUCUCCCUUUUCUGUCUUCUUGUUCAUUUUCUCCUUUCCCUUUCUGUCUCAUUUCUCUUCCUCCCUCUCCUUCCCGUCUCUUUCAUCUUCUUCCACUUCCUGCUGCAAAAGCCCCCCAGCUGGAUUUAAAAAAAAAAAAAAAAAGAAAAAAAGAAAAGAAAAAAAGGAAGAUCAUUAAUUAAGGGACUAGUAGGGUGGGAUAGGGAGCUCUCCGCAGCCCGGGGUAUGGGGAGACAAAGGAAGCCUGACGUUGGGCGGACCCCUUCCAUCCUUCCCUCCCACUCCCCGUAGUUUUACCGUCCCCUGAGUCCGCAGAGGAGCCAGCGGUCAAGGUGCUAGGCGAGAGCGCAGCCCGGGGCUGGGCACGAGGAGCCCACGCACGCCGGGCGCACGCACCUCGACCCAGGCGAGGCGGGCGGGGAAGCCCCUCUCCCCGGAGACGCGCGCGCUGAGCGUCCGCGUACCUCCUUCUUCCUUCCCUCCCCGCCGCCCCGCCACUACCGCCGCCGCCGCCGCACCUUACGUUUACCCUUCCCGCUCAGGUGAGUCCUUCCCACGCCUCCCAUUGGCCCAGGCGCCGCCGGCUCGGGAAGGCCAACGCCGACGGGUCUAGUUCAGGGUCUAGGGUGGGCGCGUCACUUCCGGUAGCGCGGAGCUUGUAAAACACCCAGGAGAGAAAAUGGCGGCUGCAGCAGCGGCGGCGGCGGCUUCGGCGGCUCAGCAGCUCUCAGAUGAGGAGCUUUUCUCCCAGCUCCGCCGUUACGGCCUGUCUCCCGGCCCGGUGACGGAGAGCACCAGGCCAGUCUACCUUAAGAAACUGAAGAAGCUCCGGGAGGAGCAGCAGCAGCAGCAACAGCAGCAGCAGCAGCAGCAACAGCAACAGCAGCAGCAACAACAGCAGCAGCACCGGACCGGGGGCCGCAGCGCCAAGACGCGGAACAGCAACAACAAUAACACGGCGGCCGUGGGGGCGCCGCCAGGGGUUGGGGCGGCCGCGGCCGCCGCGAGCAUGGGGGGCAGGCCACUCUCGGGUGACCUCUCGUACCUGCGGACCUCGGGGGCGCUCAGCCGCGGCUCGGCCUCAGCCCCUGAUAACCCGCCUGGAGCCGCGGCCGCCGCUGGGGCCACAGCCGCUCCCGCCUCCGCCCUGGCCGCCGCUGCCGCCUGUGGCGGCAGCAGCAGCAGCAAGGUGCUGCUGGGCUUCAGCUCGGACGAAUCGGACGCCGAGGCCAGCCCCAGGGACCAGGCCAGCGGCGGCAGGAAGGAGCGGGCGGCCCUGCAGUACCGCGGCGGACCGAAGCCCGCGCCCCUAGCAGACGGCGAGGCGGGCCCGGGCCAGCCCGCCGAGAGGAGGAAGCCGCACGCGUGGUGGGGGGCCCGGAGACCCGCGUCUUCCCCGGACCCCCUGGGGCCAUCGGGGAGGGAGGGCGCGCCGGAGGAUGCGGAAGAAAGCGGGGACGGCGGCGGCGAGAGGGAGCUGGAGGGUGAGGAGCUGCGCUGGACCAGCCGGCCAGUGAACGGCAACCGGCUCCUCCCCUUCAGCUGCCGGGAGAACUACUCGGACUCGGAGGAGGAGGAGGAGCAGGACGACGUGGCCGUGGCCCGUCCGCUUUUCAGGGACGAUUCGCUGCUCCGGCCCCGGCCCAGGCGCAGCCUCGGCAAAGCCCCCGUGGGCGCCCGGGGGGAGGCGCCGCACCCUGCGGCGGCGGCCGCAGGCGGCGGCCCGGGGAAUGACAGGGCCGCCAGCAGUCUAGACCGGAGGCGGGGUCCAGAGGAGGGAGGGGGAUGCGACCCACUGGACUGCAGCCCCAUUCCCAGAUACCGCCUUACCUCCAAGAAACAGACCCCGCUCCUCCCCGCGCCCCUACCCGACGGGGAGCUGCCCUUGGAUCGCAAAACCAAUAACCACAUCGGAGCGGGGGGCUUCCACCUGGACCCCCCGAGGGUCUACGCCAACAGUCUCCCGCCCAGCCCUCUAAUCGCCGCCGCCUCCUCCCCACCGCUCAGGAUCAAUCACUCCAAUCAUACGGGCUCCAAUCAUACCUACCUGAAAAACACCUACAACAAGCAGAAGCUCUCGGAACCGGAGGAGGAGCUACUCCAGCAGUUUAAACGCGAGGAGGUGUCCACCACGGGGGGCUUCAGUGCCCACUAUUUGUCCAUGUUUCUCUUGACUGCUGCCUGCUUGUUUUUCCUGAUACUCGGACUCACCUACCUCGGCAUGAGAGGUACGGGAGUGUCUGAGGACGGGGCACUCAACAUAAAAAGCCCCUUUGAUGAAACAUUCGAAAAGAUACAAGCAAAUGAAAAAAAUCUCAUGAUGAAUUCAUUAUACAAACUUCACGAUCGAUUGGCACAAGUAGCAGGAGAUCAUGAAUGUGGCAGUUCUAUCCAGAGGAGGCUUUCUGUCCAGGAGGCAGCUGCAUAUUUAAAAGAUUUAGGUCCUGAAUAUGAAGAUGUAUUUAAUACAUCUUUGAAAUGGAUUUUAGAAAAUGGAAAGGAUGUGGGCAUAAGGUGUAUUGGUAAUGGCUCAAAUGAAGACUUGACAAACAUAACUGAUGUGCAAUUCUUGCAAUCUACCAGACCUCAGAUGUCUUUCUGGUGUCGUUUUCGACGUGCAUUUAUUACUGUGACUCACAGAUUGUUGUUGUUGUGCUUAUUGUUGUUGUUGUGCUUUGGUGUAGUGAUGGCCUGUGUAGUUGUGCAUUAUGUGAAAUAUCACUGGACAAAAGAAGAGGAAGAAACAAGGCAGAUGUAUGAUAUGGUGAUAAAGAUUAUAGAUGUAUUACGAAGUCAUAAUGAUGCUUGCCAAGAGAAUAAAGAUUUACAGCCAUACAUGCCUAUUCCACAUGUUCGAGAUUCUUUAAUCCCACCUCCAGACAGGAAAAAAAUGAAGAAAGUCUGGGAUAGAGCUGUCGAUUUCCUGGCAGCAGAUGAAUCUAGAGUUCGUACAGAGACACGAAGAAUAGGGGGUGUAGAUUUUCUGGUUUGGAGAUGGAUACAACCAUCGGCAUCCCGUGACAAAAUCUUAGUGGUACCUUCUAAAGUUUGGCAAGGACAAGCAUUUCAUUUAGAUCGAAGAAAUUCACCACCAAAUAGUCUGACGCCAUGUCUAAAGAUUCGAAAUAUGUUUGACCCUGUUAUGGAAAUAGGGGAUCAUUGGCACCUGGCAAUUCAAGAAGCAAUUUUAGAAAAAUGCAGCGAUAAUGAUGGUAUCGUUCACAUUGCGGUAGACAGAAACUCAUGUGAGGGUUGUGUUUAUGUUAAAUGUCUAUCUCCAGAAUAUGCUGGAAAGGCUUUUAAGGCAUUACAUGGCUCAUGGUUUGAUGGAAAAUUGGUAACAGUAAAAUACCUACGACUAGAUAGAUACCAUCAUCGUUUUCCCCAAGCCCUCACUUGCAACGUUCCCUUGAAGCCAUCAAACAAACAUAUGAACUCUAUGUCUCAUCUCCGUCUUCGGACAGGCACAGCUAAUUCUCAGGGAAGCUCCUGAGAGAGUGUUUCUGUCACUGCUAAGACUAUUAUUCACAGCAGGAGAAUCCCUGUUUGGCUGCCGGUCUUCCUUUUUGUUUUGUUUUGUUUUGUUUUGUUUAAGCUUUUUGUAUGUAAUAUUUUCAUUAAUGAAAACAGGUCUGCUUGAAUGUUCCAGAAAUCUUCAGUUUCCAAAGGGACUUAGAAUAACAUUGAACAAAUAGAACAAUUGCUUCCUGUCAUUUGGGGAGCUCAGAUAAACCAAUGCAUUUAAAGUUUUGCAUGAGGAACAUUGAAUUUAUUAAACAUUUUUCAUUAUGGUGGUUGUACAUUGCAUCAAGAAGUAUUUUAAUAACCACAUACAAGCAUGGUGAAGAGAAGACUUCUUGCAUUUUCAUAGUUUCCUGUGAACUAAUGUUGUGAGUUUUUGUAACCAACCACCUACAUGGUUCCCGAUGACUGAUAGGUAAAGCUGUUAAUUUCAGAAUUUAAUCUUAGGUUUCUGUUCUAUAAGAGAUUGAUUUGCUGCCGCUGGAAUAUGGGGAAAUUUAUUUGGCUUUAGUGGUUGCAUAUUAGUGUGAAGGGAUGCAGAGAUAUUUAAACUGGUUUUUGUAUAUACAUGUAAAUGCUGGUGGUGGCAAAAAUAGUCCUGUUCUGUGAGGAUGUCUGCAUUAAUGCAGUGAAUAAGCUUCCUAUUUUAUUCAUAACCUAAUGUUUUAUAUUAUAUAUAAAUAUAUAUAUAUAUAUAUAAAUAUAUAGGCUGUACCAUCACUUAGGUCAAUCAGCCAAACACCUUAAAGUAUUAGAUACCAGUUUAAAAUAUCUUUUAUAGGUUUUAUAUUAAAAUGUCUGGCUAUGAUUUUGUGUGAAAGUUCUGAUACCAAUUGUAAUGAAAUCAAAUUUAUGUAAGCAAUAAAGAAGCAAUUGGCAGAUACUGGAAAAAUAUUUUGUGAAAGCUGUAUUUAUUAUAACAGGACUGUGACAAAGAACCAUUGGGAUUGAGUCAUUCUCCCAAUCUAUUUAUAAUUUAAUAAAGUCUUAACCACCCAGUUAUCUGUAAAGUUGGAAGCAGUGUACCAUUUUGCAAUAAAAUGUACAUUUGUUUGACAAAUAAUAUUUGCAAUUUUGGGGUUUGAGAGCUGGAAUUAUAGUAAAUGUACAAGUGACAAUUACUUUGUGCCUCAGUAUUAAAAUUCAGCUAUUGAUAAGUUAUUUUAUUGCUGUUGAUAAUUUCUGAGUAAGAAUGCUUGCUGAGCAAAAUUUAGUUGUAUUCUUCUGAUUGGCUCUCCUGAUAUCCUGUUGAUAAGCAUAGCUAUCAAUUCUUCAGAAGGAAUUAUGCAUAGAUAGCAAGCCUGGAAAUACAUGAGUUCUAAUAAUUUUGUUUAAAACUCAGUUAUUUUUUCCUGUUUUUGUAAAUGUGUUGGGUUUGCAGCAUGAACUUGCACAGAUAAUGCACGUUUUCUGGUUAAGUAAACAUGAUGCACACUUCUGCAACACAACCCUAUUGUGCCUUACCUUUGUGCUUUUGUGGGCACCAUGUUUAUGAAGAAUAAAGGUGGAUUUGUUAAUUGAAGAGAAUACAUUUAAAAUUCUCAGUUUACGUCUCAGAUGCUAAAGUGUGAAAAUAUAAAUAUAUAAUAUAUAAAUGAUCUUGCUGUAUUUUAUGUGCAUCAUAGUGAUUUGUUGACUUGAGCUUAGUGACCCCAUCUUGUGACCUGUUGCAAGAAUGAAUGUAAAAAUAGCUGUGGCAUUUUAAAAGGUCGCCUUUUGAUGCAAAUGCAUCUCUCCCUUGCUUCUAAAAUAUAUUUCAUGUAAACAUUGUACAUUUAUUAUUGUAAUAUGUACUAUUAUGCCGCAUAUUUUACCUACAACUGUUUAAGCUGACCAAUGUCCCUUCCUGCAAGACAGAUGGGAAUGUGUAUAAUAACUUAGACAUUUGAGACGUUCAGAUGUUUGAUGUAAUUUGUCACUUGUCCUGUUUAAAAAAAACAAAAAACAUAAAAAGGAAAAAAAAACUCUAAUUAAAAGUUUAUUAGGGGUUUUUACAUA